AUGGACGGCAAAGAGUUCGGUGCCGUUCCCGGCUUGCCGGCUGGAUUGGACUACUUUAUGAUGCCUCGAGUCGCUCAACCGACACCGCAAUUCGACUUUAGAAAACUCGGAGCGAGCUUCAGCGGCCGUGAUGAAGAAAAAUUUGACGAAAGACGCACCCCGGAUUAUCCGUCGGAGCGAAGAGAUGCGCCUGCACCCUGGCCGCUCGGUCUUGGUGUUCAGUUCGUCAACCCGGCCACGGGAAAAAAACGAGUGCAGUGCAAUGUUUGUUUAAAAACUUUUUGCGAUAAAGGCGCGUUAAAAAUUCAUUUUUCGGCUGUGCAUCUACGGGAAAUGCACAAGUGUACGGUCGAGGGUUGUACUAUGAUGUUUAGUUCGCGGCGUUCGCGUAAUAGACAUAGUGCUAAUCCCAACCCGAAGCUACAUUCACCGCACGUAAGACGCAAGAUAUCAGCGCACGAUGGCCGAUCAGCUCAACCAUUCCCCUUGUUACCGGCAUUGGGGCGAUUACCACUUCCGUCUCCAGCACUGCUGCCGCCUGAAUUAGCAGCAAGGCUGCCUCCACAACUGGCAGGUCCACACGGACCUACACCACUGCCUCCUCGCGUGCCCCUUGAAGACCUGCGCAACUUCAGUGAAAUUGAAAAAAUGUACAGGAAGAUUCCCACCCCUGAAGACUCUUCACGUCAUGCUUUGGACCUCGUAAAGCCUCAAGUGAGCUCAGACUGUGAAUCUUUUAGUUGCAAUGAUAGUAGUUCUGAAGUUUUGGACGUUGAAAAACAAGAGCAUAUUGAUUAUCAAUCAUCACCUGGGACAGAAAGACAGGGCUACGAUGAUGAGCCGGAAGAUUUGACUGUGAAUAAAAAGAAGGAUGACAUUAAGCCAGCAGAUGGUAAGCAUACUGAAAUAAGUACCAGUAAUAGAACCGACACCACCGCUGAAGAUAAAUCAUCAUUAAUUCCAAACAAACGAAAGAGAAAAAGUGGAAACCCAACAAGGUGUUCUCAAAAUAAUGAAUAUAGUGUAUCGGAUGAAGAAUAUAAUAGCGAUUUAUUUAAAAAUUUAUCAGUCGCUGGUACAAGUCAACAAACAGAAGAACCUUUAUCUCUUAAAAAGCAAAAGCCUGAAAAAUGGGAGCCAUUUCAGAAUGGCGACGAAACAAAUGUGGAAGCGGAACAAAUGAGCCGUGUAAAAGCGGAAAGUGAAUCUGAUGAUGAAUCAAGUGCUCCGAGUGUAGUAAGAGAAGGUUUAAGAUUACGUUCAGACCUUUACACGCCUAGUGACAGUGGCAGUGACUUACAUGCGUUAGAAGAGAGGCUUGCGCGAGUGCGAUCUCCUUCAGGAAGUAGUGACAGGACUGACGACAGAGCUGACAUAAAUGACAUCGAAAUCCCGAUAGACGAAGAAAAUCCCGAUCGAUGUACUGCGUGUGGAAAAAUAUUUCAAAACCAUUUUACGCUCCGUAUGCACUACAGAAACGAUCACCUGAAACUUCAUCACCCUUGCGAUGUGAGCGGCUGUGAUGCUGCAUUUCCUUCACGACGCAGUCGAGACAGACACAGCUCUAACAUAGACUUGCAUAGAAGAUUACUAUGUACCUCAUCACCAGACAAUCGCGAGCGUCCCCCAUUUGAAGUAAACGCGGAAUUGUUAAAUAAGUUAUAUUCAGACAUCAAAGGGCUCGCCUCGACACUUGAAUGCCUUCGAUAUAACGGCGACGAAGCUUCACAGUUGCCUAAUUAUGUAUCUGAAACAAUGAAGUUCUACAGUCGAAACCUAAGUGCUCUACAAGCUGGUCUGUUUCCUCAACUCGGAGAGCGGUUUCUUCCAGCUCCGUUUCUGAUGAACAAUGGAGCUUCACAACCAGGAGGACUAUACGGGGCCCCGGCAGGAGCUCAGUCAGUUAGGGAGUCAUUAUCCCCAUUAUCCGCCUCAUCUCCUCCAGUUAUAUCGCCCGGGAGGCUAGACGCAGCGCACGCGCGCCCGCGUGACGAUGCUAAGCUGCUUUUUCGAGAGACUUCUGAAUCAUUUAAGAAAAUGACCUCCCUAUGCGAGCGACAGGAGCAAUUGUACCAACACCACGUUCCCGUGUCAUGA
Molecule: messenger RNA, 2097 nt
Organism: Pieris macdunnoughi
Lineage: Eukaryota; Metazoa; Arthropoda; Insecta; Lepidoptera; Pieridae
Source: the annotation of a GenBank genome assembly